This is a messenger RNA of Pelecanus crispus (Dalmatian pelican), 960 nucleotides long. Lineage: Eukaryota; Metazoa; Chordata; Aves; Pelecaniformes; Pelecanidae. The record is from RefSeq and is a predicted model, not a curated record.
GGUUCCCCGGAGGAUGGAGCCGGCCUCGGUGAGGACCAAAGUCCCCUCCUUCCUGUCCGACUUGGGGAAGGCCACGCUCCGGGGCAUCCGAAAAUGUCCCCGCUGCGGCACCUACAACGGCACCCGAGGCCUGAGCUGCAAGAACAAGAACUGCGGGACCGUCUUCCGCUACGGCACGCGCAAGCAGCCCAGCGUCGACGCCGUCAAGAUCAUCACCGGCUCCGAUUUACAGGUUUAUUCGGUGCGGCAGAGGGACCGGGGACCGGAUUACCGGUGCUUUGUGGAGCUGGGGGUCUCGGAGACGGCCAUCCAGACGGUGGACGGGACCAUCAUCACGCAGCUCAGCUCCGGCCGCUGCUACGUGCCGUCGUGUUUGAAAGCGGCCGCGCAAGGCGUGGUGGAGAACCAGUGCCAGCACGUCAAGCUGGCCCUGAACUGCCAGACCGAGGCCACCCCGCUCACCCUAAAAAGCUCGGUGCUCAACUCCAUGCAGGCUUCUCCCGAAACCAAACAAACCAUAUGGCAGCUGGCGACUGAGCCCACGGGGCCGCUGGUGCAGCGGAUCACCAAGAACAUCCUGGUGGUGAAGUGCAAGGCCAGCCAGAAGCACAGCCUCGGCUACCUCCACGCCUCCUUCGCCCAGAAAAUGAGCGCGAAGACGCUGGCGGACCACAGGUUCUCCUGCUCCUGCCAGGCUCUGAAGCCCGGCAAGGGCGGCCCGGCCGAGGAGGAGGCGGUGCCGCCGCCACCACGCUGCAUUCACUUCUUCGCCUGCAUCUGCGCCUUCGCCAGCGACGAGAGCCUGGCGCGGGAGUUCGCCGACUUCCUCGCCUACGACUCCGGCGGUCUGAAAGGGAUGGUGGUCCCGCAGUUGGUCAGCGGCCCUGAAUCCACGGUGCAGGCUGGGGAGGCGGCUCCUGCCAAGCCCAAGAAGAGGAAAAAGGACGUCGUGCCCGGUGA